Messenger RNA from Xyrichtys novacula (pearly razorfish), 1699 nucleotides. Lineage: Eukaryota; Metazoa; Chordata; Actinopteri; Labriformes; Labridae. The record is from the annotation of a GenBank genome assembly.
AUGCACGCCUCCUACGCUGAGAAGGGUUUACGCAUCAUGGGCUUUCCAUGCAACCAAUUUGGAGGACAGGUAACAAGUAUUGAUUAAAAAAAGGGAUAUAUUUUGUUAUUCUUCCAUUUAUUCAUUCAUACUCUUUCAAGCUAUUGACAUUCAGGUGUUGUUAAGAAGUUGCUCAGGGCUCAUUUUUAAAUUUGUUCAAUAAAAGAACAGUUGCUAAAAAAAAGUUUAAUUUUAGACCAAAUAAAAAAAGUGACAUAAUUCAAGCUUGCAGAAUGUAAAUCAUUAAAAACAACCAUAAAAAUCAUGUAAAUCACUUAGAUAUGAACCAACAUAUGUGCAGGAUUCCAGCUUAUUAUAGAUACAUUCUUAGAUAAGUUUCAUCCCAUGCAAAGCUGACAAUUUCCCCUUUCGAUUUGGAUUUUUGCUUCGUGUGAUCCAGGAGCCAGGGACUAAUGCAGAGAUCAAGGAGUUUGCUAAAGGUUACAAUGCAGAGUUUGAUCUCUUCAGUAAAAUAGAUGUGAACGGGGACAAUGCCCAUCCUUUGUGGAAGUGGAUGAAAGCACAGCCAAAAGGCAAGGGACUCCUGGGAAAGUAAGUAUUUUCUUAUUUACAUAACAAACGAGUCUCAUGACACUGUGUACACAGAUUGAGGAGCAGCCAUCAGUGGAACAUUCAUUUUACUCAGAAUAGUUAUGAAUGAAUGAGGGUAAACUGACUUGAUGGGGAGCCAGGGUGUCAUUGCACUAUGAUGUGUUGGGAAAGUGGAAGUGAACUCUUGUUUUGUACAUAUCCUGUUGAAAUUAAGUAUUGCUUCACUACACACCUUUAACAACUGUUUUAAAAUUUUCCUAGGGUUAAGUAUAUGUAAAAACCAACCUGUUGACUUAACUAGGAAAGUAAAACAAACAGUGAGAUAACAUGUCAUUGUUGUGGUAAUGUCUCAGGAUAUCAAAUUGUCACUGUUUUGAUGUUGUAGCAGUUGUAUUUCAGUCCAACCAAUUUCAGCUAAUUAGAAAGUCUACUUCAUUUAACAAAGAAAUGAGGUGUUGUUGGUUAUGCCUCUAGGUUGUGAUGUAAUUAUGUUUUUGUUUCCUUCCACAGUAACAUCAAAUGGAACUUCACCAAGGUAACCUGCUGAACUUCUGUGAAUUCUCAUUUUGCUAAGGCAUAUUCAGUCAAAUUUUGUGCAUUUAUUGUGUAUCAACCAUAUGAAAAAUGUAAGUUGUGCUAAUAUUUCAGUGUCUUAUUUCUCCAUAGUUUCUGAUAAACAGAGAAGGACAGGUGGUGAAAAGAUAUGGCCCAACAGAUGAUCCUAGCGUAAGUGGCACUUAAUUUGCUUUCUAUUUUACCUCUGUAUUUUGCUUUAAAAUACAAAAUACUUGCAUACAUUUUUGGUGCAUACCCGAGUGUCUUACUAUUUCAAUCGGUGCAAAAAUGUAUUGUAUUUAUCUAGGCAUUUUAUUGCUUUGAUUUUAUUAUUGUUAGCAAUAGUAUAAUUACAAGAGUAGAGGAACUGUCAGCCAGUAAUCCAUUGGUCACAUGUGUGCCUUUUUAUCUGGACUUGUAUUCUACAUAGAGGACAGUCUGUCUCUGUCCAUGGUGCUGUAGUAUUGCUUCUGCCUUCAUUAUUCAUAACAGUAUAAUUUCCCUUCUUAUUUCUUUGCAGGUUGUUGAAAAGGAUCUACCAACAUACCUGUAA